This is a messenger RNA of Chilo suppressalis (striped riceborer), 1008 nucleotides long. Lineage: Eukaryota; Metazoa; Arthropoda; Insecta; Lepidoptera; Crambidae. The record is from the annotation of a GenBank genome assembly.
AUGAGAUUGACCUUCCUUCUAGACAUGGCGAAACCGAAGCCAAGUAGAUCAGACGCAAAACAAUUGCUAGUACCAGAAUGUUCAGUUUCGGGCCCCCUAGCGCUGGUGCUGCACGUAUCCAGGGUGGUGGGAGUCGCUCCACUCAGAUUCCGCAGAUCAGGUGGCGCCUGGAGAGUGAAGAUGUCGAUGGCAGCCUGCAUAUACACCUUCUUGAUAGCCACAACCAUAAAUUUGGGGGCAUUGAUCUGUUUGUUGUUAGACAAUUCGACGCGAAACCUUUCGCCGAUCAGGCGGUUCACUCGGUUAUGGGACUUCUUGCUGGUGGUGGCGAUAGCCAGCGUCGUGGCGUACGGCGCACCUAGACGGCUCAAAGAGACGAUCUCGUGCUUGGCUAGGAUCGGAAAGAUCAAUGCGUCGACUCUUAAAAAGCCCUCGCGAAAAACUGUUUUAAGUGCAACAUUUAUAAUAUGUUUCAUAAUAUUGGUCGUGCUAUUCACAUUGGAUUACAAGAUAUUCGUAUCUGGCAGCGCAUUUAAAUAUUCAAUAACAACGCCAACUUACUUCUAUUUCACAUACUUCUAUGCUUAUUUGAUGUUGGUGCUGUUCGAAACACAGUACGUGCUAAUCGCCUUCGAGGUUGCCAAUGCGUUCCAAGAGUUAGGCAACUUGUUCGAAGAUACUUCUCGUCUGAUAAACGUUUACUAUGCGUCACAUGAUGAUGUAAUCGCCAGCAUGCCUCUCAAAGUCGUACCAACAAAAUCAGUCAAUCAGAUAGUUGAUUCUAUGGCUCAAAUAAAGUCUACGCCAGUUUUCUCAGUAACACCCACUUUGGAGUCGGUAAGUGAGACCAUCCGCCGUCUCGCUCUAAUGUACGCGGAGGUGUGCAGUGUGGUGAGACAGCUGGAUAGCUGCCACGGUUUAGUGGUUGUGAUGCUGCUGCUGUCAUUUUUACUGCAUCUGGUCGUCUCAGUCUACAAUUUUAUCAUGAGCAGUACGUGCUUAUGAUGA